GUUUUAUUAUCUAGAAUACAAGAAGGCCGACCCUACAAUAAAAUUAGCUAUCUGACAAUAUAAUGCUAUAUAUUCAACUCCAUAAAGGAAAGCUUUUAAUUUUCAACUUGAAACAGAAGGAAAACAAGGGAAAUAUCAAGAAGAAGAGGAGGAGGAAGGAUUUAGAGGAUUCAGCAAUCAUCUUCUGCUUCUUCUUUGAUUGAAAAAUGGGGUCGCAGGUGUCUAAACAGAAGGAAAGGCGUAAGGCAAUCUCGACAGAGAAGAAAACGCUGUGUGACCUUCAUGACAGUUGUGGGGAAACAUUUCCAGGUAGCGACUACCGUCCUGCUGAUAGGAAGAAUUGGAUGGCUGGCCUCGGUCCGGAGAAGGUUCAUAUAAACAAGAUUGUAUGGCCCGGAACUCAUGAUUCUGCCACCAACAAGAUUGGCAUACCGUGUAUCUCUCGCCCUUUUGCGCAAUGCCAGUCUUUGUCCAUCUACCAACAGCUUGUUAAAGGCACCAGGGUUCUGGAUGUUCGAGUUAAUGAGAAUCGUCGUGUUUGCCAUGGAAUCCUGUCGACUUACAGCGUUGACGUUGUGAUCAAUGAUGUCAAGAAGUUCUUGUCAGAAACACAGUCAGAGAUCAUAAUUCUUGAGAUCCGCACUGAAUUCGGGCACCAGGAUCCUCCUGACUUUGACAAGUACCUAGAGGAAAAACUUGGGGAGUUCCUGAUCCACCAGGACGAUCACGUCUUUGGCAAAACAAUUGCUGAAUUGUUGCCAAAGAGGAUUAUCUGCGUUUGGAAACCAAAUAAGUCUCCCAAGCCUAAGGCAGGUUCUCCGUUCUGGAGUGCUAAUUAUCUGAAGGACAACUGGAUAGACACAGAUUUACCGUCGACAAAGUUUGAUAGCAAUAUGAAGCAUUUGGGUGAGCAACAACCAGUUUCAUCAAGGAAAUUCUUUUACAGGGUGGAGAAUACAGUCACACCUCAGGCAGAUAACCCCGUGUUAUGUGUUAAACCAGUGACUGGCCGGAUUCAUGGAUAUGCUAGGCUGUUCAUUACUCAGUGCUUUUCCAAAGGUUGUGCUGAUCGGCUGCAAAUUUUCUCGACAGAUUUUAUUGAUGAGGAUUUUCUUGAUGCUUGUGUUGGCUUUACACACGCCAGGGUUGAAGGGAAGUGUUGAUGAAUUUGUGAAGUUCCUUUUCUUCUCUUUCUGUACAAUAAUUUGUGAUAUUUUCUCUUGUAACUAGUUUCUUCAUCCACGGAGUUGGCUGUCUAGUCAUUUGUUUUCAUGCAAAUUUAUUUGUUUUGUAAUGUAGUAGAAUAUGGAAACAAGCUUCAAAUUUCACUUAUUA
Theobroma umbraticum is the source of this 1335-nucleotide messenger RNA. Its product is annotated as PLC-like phosphodiesterases superfamily protein. NCBI's taxonomy places the organism in Eukaryota, Viridiplantae, Streptophyta, Magnoliopsida, Malvales, Malvaceae. The record is from RefSeq and is a predicted model, not a curated record. Gene Ontology annotation, molecular function: phosphoric diester hydrolase activity. Gene Ontology annotation, biological process: lipid metabolic process.